This is a messenger RNA of Terrapene triunguis (Three-toed box turtle), 825 nucleotides long. Its product is annotated as transcription factor Sp5-like. The record is from RefSeq and is a predicted model, not a curated record. NCBI's taxonomy places the organism in Eukaryota, Metazoa, Chordata, Testudines, Emydidae. Gene Ontology annotation, molecular function: RNA polymerase II cis-regulatory region sequence-specific DNA binding; DNA-binding transcription factor activity, RNA polymerase II-specific. Bases 1 to 825 code for a protein of 274 amino acids. Gene Ontology annotation, biological process: regulation of transcription by RNA polymerase II. The transcript has a single exon.
AUGUUUCAACUCUGGAGCAACGAGUUGCCAGCCGGCUCCGGGCUGAGUGCCCACGCCAUGGCCUUUGGGCUGCCCAAGGCGCAGUACCCCGGGCACGUCACCCCGGGCUCUCCCCUGACCCCACCGGCCGAGCACACCUACUCCUUCGAGCUGUCGCCGGUCAAGGUCCUGGCUCCCCAGGGGCCACCUGGCUCCUCCUACCACUUCCCUGAGGCUCAGGACUUCCCCAGCUUCUUGGAGAGCUCUGGCGGCAUGGCCCCCCGGCCCCUGGGCCCCGGACCCCCCAAUGCCCCAGGGGGCCACGCGGAAGAUGCCCCCUGGUGGAGCCUGCAGCAGCCCACCCCGGGCAACCUGCCUGCCUUCCACCUGAGCCGGCCCCUGAUGCUGGGGCCACAGCCCCCGCUCCCAGCCCUGCUACACGGCUCCCCCAAGGGGCUGCUGGGCCCGGCCCGGCGCUGCCGGCGCUGCAAGUGCCCCAACUGCCAGGCGGGCGCCGAGGAGCCGGGCAAGAAGAAGCAGCACCUGUGCCACUUGCCGGGCUGCGGGAAGGUCUACGGCAAGACGUCCCACCUGAAGGCCCACCUGCGCUGGCACGCGGGCGAGCGCCCCUUCGUCUGCACCUGGCUGUACUGCGGGAAGAGCUUCACCCGCUCGGACGAGCUGCAGCGCCACCUGCGGACUCACACGGGCGAGAAGCGCUUCGGGUGCCAGGGCUGCGGGAAGCGCUUCAUGCGCAGUGACCACCUGGCCAAGCACAUCAAGACCCAUCAGGGCAAGCGAGCCAAGGGCAGCGGGGCCCAGUUGGGCACCAUCAAGCAGGAGUGA